Messenger RNA from Cyclocybe aegerita, 687 nucleotides. The record is from the annotation of a GenBank genome assembly. Lineage: Eukaryota; Fungi; Basidiomycota; Agaricomycetes; Agaricales; Hemipholiotaceae.
AUGAUCAACUCUCUGAUCCUGAUGCUCGCGGCCGCUGUAUUCUUCUACGGGAACGGGAGUACAGGCGAAGCUUCUCCUGCCAGCUUGUUCGACGCUUAUGACCUCAUCAGAGACCUCGUCGGCCAAGGCGCUGCGACGCUUUUCGCCAUCGCUCUCCUCAGCGCCGGCCAGAGCUCAUCCAUCAUCGCCACCGUCGCAGGCCAGGCCGUUUGUGAGGGCUUCAUCCAAUGGCGCGUGUCGCCUGUCACUCGUCGGCUCCUCACCCGUCUCCUCGCGAUCAUCCCCUCCAUGGCGGUCGCCAUCGGCGUCGGGCGCGCGGGCGUCGACACCCUCCUCGUCGCAUCCCAAGUCGUGCUCUCCAUUGUUCUGCCGUUCAUCACCUUCCCUUUGCUGUGGUGCACGGCGAGCAAGGAGAUCAUGAAGGUGAGAAAGCUCAGGCGUGCAGACGCGGUGGAGGAUGAGGGCACGGUCACGGCGGUUGAGCUCCCUGCGGCCGUGGACACCAAAGGAGAGGAUGUGGGUGCGGCGAGCCCUGCUACUGCACGGGAGGCAGAGGAGGCAGAUGGGGGCGAAUGGGUGGAUUACAGCAAUAAUAAGCUGACGAUCGUGGUUGGCGGUCUGAUCUGGCUCGUCGUCGUCGCUGCCAAUGUGUAUGCGAUCGUCGAGCUUGGGAUGGGCAAUGUCUAA